Fonsecaea nubica is the source of this 1026-nucleotide messenger RNA. RefSeq lists its product as hypothetical. NCBI's taxonomy places the organism in Eukaryota, Fungi, Ascomycota, Eurotiomycetes, Chaetothyriales, Herpotrichiellaceae. The transcript has 3 exons. Gene Ontology annotation, biological process: L-methylmalonyl-CoA metabolic process. Gene Ontology annotation, cellular component: mitochondrion. The coding region runs from base 1 to 1026 and encodes 341 amino acids. The record is from RefSeq and is a predicted model, not a curated record. Gene Ontology annotation, molecular function: methylmalonyl-CoA epimerase activity.
AUGACGGACAAGAUCUUGAUAGACCGUCUCUCGCACUGCCGCUACGGCCACCCCGAUCUCCAAAAGGCCAAAAAGUUCUUCAUCGACUUUGGCCUGAUUGUGGAAAAGGAGACGGACGAGAAGAUCUAUUUCCGCGGAUUUGGCAAGGAUGCUGUCGUCUACGUCGCCGAGCAGACUCACGACGGCAAGCGACGGUUUCUCGGGGGUGGCUGGAUCGUGAAAUCGCUGGCGGAUUUGGAAAAAGCAGCAAAGGUACCUGGAGCGACGCCGGUGCAUGACUACGAGGGUCCCGGGGGCGGCAAGUGCGUGAUCAUGCCGGAUAUCAUGGGCGAGGAGAUCACGCUCAUUUGGGGCCAGACGGACCGGACGAUCGAUGAGCGAGAGGCUCCCAAGCCGGUCAAAUGGAACACGUGGGAGGAGAAGCGUCGGUAUGGAGAGUUCCAGCGACCGGAACGGGCGAGUCCUUCCAAAGUGCACAAGUUGGGCCACUAUGGGUUCGAGGUCGAUGUCUCUCGACUCCCCGAGGUGGUAGACUGGUAUUGCAAGACCUUCAACCUCAAAGAGACCGAUUCUCUUUGGCACGAGCAAAGCGGGAAGAUCAUCAUGACUUUCAUCCACAUUGACAAGGGGAAGGAAUAUGUCGACCACCAUAACAUCUUCAUCGCCGGCGGCCCGAUUGGGGAUGGCAUCAAAGCACACCACAGCAGCUUCGAGGUUGACGACAUGGACAGCCAGCUGGUUGGCCACCACCACCUCCAGAAGCAAGGCUGGAUCAACGUAUUCGGACUCGGCCGUCAUGUACUGGGGAGCCAGAUUUUCGACUACUGGUUCGACUCCUCUGGGUUCCUGGUCGAGCACUACGUUGAUGGCGACCUGGUCAACGAGGACAAACCGCAUGAAUUCGAGCCUGCGACGGCAGCAACGGUCGCGAGCUGGGGUCCGGACAUCCCGCGAGCAUUCUUCUCCAAGAAACUCGAGGACGUUCCGGGCCUCACGGAGAUUCCUGUUGUCCCUGCCGAAGCUUAG